AUGGCUCCCGAACUCAGCGCCUUCGAGGCCCGCAGGAGAGCCAAUGUUGCGAGUAAUGCCAAGCUCUUGAAGGACACGGCGGAAGUGGCUGCGAAUAUGCGUAGGGCCGCAGCUCCAGCUCCCAGGCCCGCCGCCGCCACCACCACCCCAAGGAAGAGGAAGGCGACUGAGCCAUCACCGCGAACCCGUGUCAUGCCUACUCGACAGACCCGACAAAGUGCGCGGCUCUCUGGCGCAGAUUCCGAGUCCAAUGGUACCCCUACAAAACUCGAGGACAUCCCGCUCGAAUUGCGUCCACGCGAGUCGAAACGGGCUCGGACGGCUGGCGAUCUUGUCUUAUCGGAUCUUCAAAUCGAAGGUCAGAGAUACUCAAGCACCGGCGCACUUGCAAAUUUCGUUCAAGGGGCCCAGCCAGGAGUUCGAACGUUUACCGAAGAUGAUGUCAAGGAUUCUUCUGAUGAACAGUUGAAGACUUUGCGAAAGGGUAUGGACGAGCUGAGUUUGUACGCCGGAUGGCAACCGAACGAUAUCAAACUCACCCCGGAGCGCAUCUAUGCUCUGACGUUUCACCCAAUCAAGGAAAAACCAAUUGUUAUUGCCGGCGAUAAGAAAGGGACUUUGGGCUUUUUUGAUGGGUCACAGCAGACGCCAGACUACGACGAUGACGAUGAAGAUGUCAGAAUCCCGCUUCCCCAAAUCGGCGCAUUCGAAGUUCAUACCAGAACGAUAUCCUCGAUAAAGGUUCCUAUCUUUGAUUCCAAUUCCGUAAUCACAUCAUCUUAUGACUCUUCAAUCCGAUGCUUGGACUUGCAGAAACAAGUUAGUAGCCAGAUUUGGCAGCCAAGCGACGAGAGCGAGGAUCUGGGGAUCACUUGUCUCGACAUAUCCCAGGAGGCCAAGGACACCAUCAUCUUCUCCACCUUGGAAGGCGGGAUCGGUCGAGUCGAUCGACGCUCCAAGGAGAAGGCCGAGAUUUGGGGUCUGACGGAGCAGAAGAUUGGAGGAUUCUCACUGCACCCGCUACUCCCUCAUCUAGUCGCCACGGCCAGUCUCGAUCGGACCUUGAAGAUUUGGGACAUGCGAAACAUAAAGGGCAAGGGGGAGCUCCGGCACCCCUCACUUCUGGGGGAGCAUCAUUCGCGGCUCUCCGUCUCGCACGCGUCAUGGAGCCGCGGUGGACACCUUGCCACGUCCUCCUACGAUGACACCAUCAAGGUCUUCGACAUGUCGGGAGCUUCGAAGUGGAAGACCGGCCAUGACAUCUCUGAGGACGAAAUGACACCCUCCCAUACGAUUCCUCACAAUAAUCAGACUGGCAGAUGGGUCACAAUCUUGAAGCCUCAAUGGCAGGUCAAUCCUUCGGAUGGCGUGGACAAGUUCGCGAUUGCCAACAUGAAUCGAUUUGUCGACAUUUAUGACUAUAACGGCAAGCAGCUGGGUCAGUUGGAAGGCGACGGGAUCACUGCAGUUCCCGCUGUUGCCGAGUUCCACCCCACCCACAAUUGGGUCGCGGGAGGUACUGGAUCCGGAAAACUCGCCUUGUGGAUGUAG
This is a messenger RNA of Anthostomella pinea, 1551 nucleotides long. The record is from the annotation of a GenBank genome assembly. NCBI's taxonomy places the organism in Eukaryota, Fungi, Ascomycota, Sordariomycetes, Xylariales, Xylariaceae.